This is a messenger RNA of Mangifera indica (mango), 1107 nucleotides long. Its product is annotated as tropinone reductase homolog At2g29170-like. Bases 142 to 924 code for a protein of 260 amino acids. Gene Ontology annotation, molecular function: oxidoreductase activity. The record is from RefSeq and is a predicted model, not a curated record. Lineage: Eukaryota; Viridiplantae; Streptophyta; Magnoliopsida; Sapindales; Anacardiaceae. The transcript is spliced from 5 exons.
UAAAUGAGAAUCUCUAAAAUAAUGUGCGAGCGAGCCACUUGCUUUCCCCAUGGGUUGACUUAAAAUAGUGAGUUAUCAGCUUCAGUUUAUAAAUAUCAGUCUGCAAGCCUAAGCUAAGUACGUCUACAAGCAAUAGAGAGAAUGGGUGAGGCAGGCCUCAACAGAUGGAGUCUUCAAGGCAUGACUGCUCUUGUCACCGGAGGAACCAAAGGAAUCGGGCGUGCUGUUGUUGAAGAAUUUGCAGAGCUAGGGGCCACUGUGCAUACAUGCUCCAGGAAUGAAUCAGAGCUCAAGGAAUGCAUACAUGAGUGGGAAAUCAAAGGUUUCAAAGUGAGUGGUUCAGUUUGUGAUGUGACAUCUCCACCAGAACGAGAAAAUCUGAUGAAACAUGUCUCUUCUCUUUUUAAUGGCAAACUCAACAUCCUUAUAAACAAUGUUGGGACAAAUAUAAUCAAACCAACUGAAGAGUAUAAAGCUGAGGAAUUCUCAUUCAUCAUGACUACAAAUUUAGAGUCUGCUUAUCACUUUUGUCAACUUGCUCAUCCUCUUUUGAAAGCUUCAGGAGCGGCAAGUAUUAUCUUGAUGUCUUCUGUUUGUGGCGUAGUAUCAGUAAACGUUGGAUCAAUAUAUUCCAUUACAAAAGGAGCCAUGAAUCAACUUGCAAAAAAUUUAGCAUGUGAAUGGGCAAAAGACAAGAUAAGGAUUAAUUCUGUUGCACCUUGGUUUAUCUGGACUCCCCUAACUGUACCUUAUCUGAGUGAUGAGGAAUUCUUGAAGGCAAUAGAAUCUCGAACUCCAAUGGGACGCACUGGGGAGCCGAAGGAGGUGUCUGCUUUGGUAGCAUUCCUUUGCCUACCUGCAGCCUCUUACAUAACCGGUCAAACUAUUUGCGUUGAUGGAGGCUUUACAGUCAAUGGCUUCUAGUUUUCUUUCCACAGUAAUAACAAACAGCCGAAGUCGGGCUAUGUCGUGGAAUAGUUAAUAAAUGAGCCUUGGAACUUGGUUCAGACUUGAAACAAUAAAUCUAGCUUUCGCUACUGGAAAAUUUCUUCAUUUAUGAAGAAAAGCAUGGGAAAUAUUUUAUUUUAAUGCACCCAAUAUUUCUUA